Messenger RNA from Scylla paramamosain (green mud crab), 1093 nucleotides. RefSeq names its product glutathione S-transferase Mu 2-like. The transcript is spliced from 5 exons. The coding region runs from base 16 to 915 and encodes 299 amino acids. Gene Ontology annotation, biological process: glutathione metabolic process. The record is from RefSeq and is a predicted model, not a curated record. NCBI's taxonomy places the organism in Eukaryota, Metazoa, Arthropoda, Malacostraca, Decapoda, Portunidae. Gene Ontology annotation, molecular function: glutathione transferase activity.
UUACGCAGCCUGUUCAUGGGAGAAAAAAAGAGAAUACAACAACGAGCCAUCGGGACUUAUAUUUCGGCUCCAAGUUCAAGGUCGCAGCGGGAGGGCGGCAACGGAGGGGUAGUAUAUGCUCAUGGUAACAGUUUGGCAAGUGGCAUCGCUAGCAGAGUGUUUGGCUUGAAUACUGAACUCAGACUCCGGCGUCAUUGCCUUCAGUGCUACAAAAGCUUAGCCACCAUGCGUCCUGUGCUUGGCUACUGGAAAACCCGCUGCUUAGCACAGCCCAUUCGCCUCCUGCUGGCAUACAAGAGGGUGGAUUACGAAGACAAGCAGUACGAGGCAGGAGACCCUCCGGAUUAUGACAAGACUUGCUGGUUUUCCGUCAAGUAUAACCUCGGCCUUGACUUCCCUAAUCUUCCUUACUACAUAGACGGAGACGUGAAGCUCAGUCAGACCCUAGCCAUCCUCCGCUAUCUGGGACGCAAGUAUGACCUGGAUGGGAAGACAGAGGAGGAGAUGAGGCGUAUUGACAUCUUAGUGAACGAUGCAAUGGAUCUGGCGACACAACUGUGGGAUGUCUGCUAUUAUGAUUACGACCAGAAGCCAGAGUACUUGAGAAAAUUACCGGAGAAGAUUAAAAAAUAUUCUGAUUUCCUCGGACAUCGAUCUUGGUUUGCUGGAGAAAAACUAACAUUCGCGGAUUUCCUGAUCUACGAAUUCCUGGAUCAGCACCGCGUCCUGGAUCCCACGUGCCUGGAAGCAGCGCCGCCCUUGCAACGCUUCAUGGCUUGCCUCGAGGGUUUGGAACCUAUCCGCGAGUACAUGGUAAGUCCCUCCUUCAUGUCGGCGCCGCUUUUCAACAAGUACGCCGCUUAUGAAAUCGAGCAGCGAGCAAAGAAAACAACGGCUCAGGAUGGGAAGAAAUAAAGAAGUUAGUAAUUCCAGCGUGGAGUUGACGAGAGUGAAGGAAGAAUUACGUGGAGCUGAAGAAGAGAAGACCUCGCCGAUUUUCCCUUAGCCACUCCAUACACUACAGCUGGGUUUUCAUCGCAGGGCACAUGAGAUUCCCAGAGUUACUGUCUCGUUAAUAAACAGUAUAUUAAAC